AUGUGGCUUCUGCUCAUCUUCUCCAUCCUGGUGACAUCUGCAGCCCAGGAUAGAGACAAGGCGCUGGAAGGGGAGGAGUGUGUGCCCCACUCCCAGCCAUGGCAAGUGGCCCUCUUCGAGCGUGGGCGCUUCAACUGCGGGGCUUCCCUCAUCUCCCCACGCUGGGUGCUCUCUGCUGCACACUGCCUCACCCGCUUCAUGAGCGUGCGCCUGGGCGAGCACCAUCUGCGCAAGUGUGAUGGCCCGGAGCAACUGCGGAUGGUUUCUCGCGUCAUCCCCCACCCGCAGUACGAAGCACGCAGCCACCGCCAUGACGUCAUGUUGGUGCGGCUAGCCAGACCUGCGCGUCUGACCCCCCAGGUGCGCCCAGUGGCCCUGCCCACCCGUUGCCCCGACCCAGGAGAGGCCUGAAGGGUGUCUGGCUGGGGCCUGGUGUCCAACGAGGAGUCCGGGACCACAGGAAGCCCUGAGUCUCAAGUGAGCCUCCCAGACACGCUGCAUUGUGCCAACAUCAGCAUCAUCUCGGACGCCUCUUGUAACAAGGACUACCCUGGACGCCUGACAAGCGCCAUGGUGUGUGCAGGAGUGGAGGGCGGAGGAACCGACUCCUGCGAGGGUGACUCCGGGGGACCCCUGAUCUGUAGAGGUGCUCUUCAGGGCAUUGUGUCCUGGGGUGAUGUCCCUUGUGACACCACCACCAAGCCUGGUGUCUAUACCAAAGUCUGCCGCUACCUGGAGUGGAUCAGGGAAACCAUGAAGAGGAACUGA
Marmota flaviventris (yellow-bellied marmot) is the source of this 768-nucleotide messenger RNA. It is a transcript of the gene Klk15, whose product is annotated as kallikrein related peptidase 15. Gene Ontology annotation, molecular function: serine-type endopeptidase activity. Gene Ontology annotation, biological process: proteolysis. Lineage: Eukaryota; Metazoa; Chordata; Mammalia; Rodentia; Sciuridae. The record is from RefSeq and is a predicted model, not a curated record. Gene Ontology annotation, cellular component: secretory granule.